Molecule: messenger RNA, 705 nt
Organism: Microtus ochrogaster (prairie vole)
Lineage: Eukaryota; Metazoa; Chordata; Mammalia; Rodentia; Cricetidae
Gene: Wfdc8
Product: WAP four-disulfide core domain 8
Cellular component (GO): extracellular region
Molecular function (GO): serine-type endopeptidase inhibitor activity
Source: RefSeq, a predicted model, not a curated record
AUGAAGCAUCUUCCCCUCCAUGGCUCCAGCAGCUUCUGGAGGAGUGGAGCUCUUGUGUUGCUUCUCUUCCUCUUCUUGGAGCAGACUUCCGCAUCGUACACUGCCAAAAUCAAACAGAAAGUGGGCAAGUGCCCCAGCAAGCGGUUGCAAUGCGGAAAUAGGGUUCCAAACCCAUGCAUGACAGACUUCAGCUGUGAGGCACAUUUCAAGUGUUGUCCUUUCUCCUGUGGGAAUUUAUGCAUAGAUCCUUAUGAAGAACCCUGCAUGUUACCCUCAGACGCAGGGGACUGCCAUGACUAUCAGACUCGCUGGUAUUUUGACUCUGAGAAGCAUUAUUGCAGACCUUUUACAUACAGUGGAUGUCAUGGGAAUUCCAACAACUUCCUCAGCAAGAUGGACUGCAAGAAUGCCUGCAUGUUAAUUGUGAAGAAGGGACAGUGCCCACUCUUCCCUUUCCAAAUGAGGAUGGAGUGCCCGCCCCCCUGCAAGAACGACAUGGACUGCCUGGAGAAGGAGAAGUGCUGUGAGUCCAGGUGUGGCUUCAUUUGUGCCAGGGCCUGGCUAGUCAAAACAGGUUUCUGCCCAAGUAAGCCCAUGAUGUGCUCGAAGAUCGACAGGCCCAAGUGCUUGAAGGACAAUGACUGUCCCCUGGACGAGAAGUGCUGCUCACGCUGUGGCCUGAAGUGCUUGGAAGCCAAACACUGA